UAAAAUUAACAACUAGCCGUCAAGUUGCCUUCGAAGCGUCAAGAUGAUUUUUGGAAAGGCCAAAUGGCAUCGUUUGAAGCGCCAGCCACUCCUUAACCCCCCGACCAGUCUUCAAAAAUGAUACGCCUUCUCCAAUUGAAACUGUUCUACUCUUCGUUCUCUUUUGCAUAUCGUCGUUGGAUAUCUUCAAUUACUACCACAUAUUUGUUUGUCAUGGAGAACACUGGAGCAAGUUACGAGUUCCAGUACAAGAGAAGAAGAACUCUCACCCAAACACGAAGGGAGAAGAUCGAGAAUGCAAACCAGAUUUCCGCUAAUGUAACUCCAUCUCUGGAAGAUGAAUCGUUCCCGAUGGCUUCCGAAAUUGAGGUUCCAGCGUUGCAUUGCACCAUUGAAAUGGAGAAAAUACCAGGAAUGAAGUUAACUUUAAAAUCUUCUUUGGCAGAGUUUCAGAAUCUGAUGAGUAAUGGACUUGGAGAUCAUCCACAAGUCCUUAUAAAUAGGAAACCCCACGUUGGUGUACCACUGACCUAGUUUAAUUUGAUAAAAAAUAGUGAGUGAAUAAGAAAUAUUUGAUGUCUAGAGCACAUGGGCAAUUGAGAGAAGUAGGACCACAUUUCAUUUUUAACAUAUCAUCACAAAAUAUGCUACAUGCUGAGAAAGACCUCUUCAUAGCACUACUCAUAACACUAACAAAAUGGUUUGGAGGUUACGAUCUGGUUAUGAAUAACCCUUUCCCUACUCUUUAAAAAAUAAAAGCAUACUUCAUUA
Cuscuta campestris is the source of this 771-nucleotide messenger RNA. NCBI's taxonomy places the organism in Eukaryota, Viridiplantae, Streptophyta, Magnoliopsida, Solanales, Convolvulaceae. The record is from the annotation of a GenBank genome assembly.